Molecule: messenger RNA, 2401 nt
Organism: Mollisia scopiformis
Lineage: Eukaryota; Fungi; Ascomycota; Leotiomycetes; Helotiales; Mollisiaceae
Product: Sec34-domain-containing protein
Exons: 5
Coding region: 14-2278 (754 amino acids)
Biological process (GO): intra-Golgi vesicle-mediated transport; cytoplasm to vacuole targeting by the Cvt pathway; autophagy
Cellular component (GO): cis-Golgi network; COG complex; membrane
Source: RefSeq, a predicted model, not a curated record
CUGAAAGAUCACGAUGUAUGAAGACUCCUGGUACAGUUAUGUGCCCAACUCGCAAUCCAAGAGUGAUGCUGCGGCAUCUCAAUCGGCGAAGCAUCACCGAAGAGAGUCUUUGCUCAAACAAACAAAUGGGAAUGAUUCUAGCAUCAAUGCUGGACCGAUGAUGGAGAUUUUUGAUGAAUCUACAAGCGUUAAAGGACCGCCCAAAGCAACGCUUGCCAGAAGAGCAAAGUCGUACAGUGACUUCUACGAUGUUGCCAUGAGUUUCUUGGCCAAAGAAGCAAAGACGGAGGCACCACGUGAUGCUCUGGACUCCAACCUAGACAACUCAGCUCCUGUUUCAAUGACGGCCAGAUACGAGGGUGUGGAAGAUGAACUUCUAGACGGGAACCAAGAAGAGUAUCAGCUUUACAGAGAUCAGCUGGCUUUGUCCGAGAGACAUCUGAAUACCUUGCUCAACGAUACCACUGAUGCUUUGGACCUACUAGCUUCAUUAUCAGAGUCUUUUAAAGCGGUUGAAUCCGAGACGACGGCAUUCCAAAGCCAAUGUGAAGAUCUGUUGGUCGAACAGCAGCGAUUACGCACUCUUGCCGAUGAGAUAGGAACAGAUUUGCAAUACUAUGCAUAUCUCGAACCUCUGACUCGACGACUCAAUGCUCCGGGUGCCGCCAGGCUUGUCCGAAGCGAUGACUUUCUAGACAUGUUGAUGAAUCUUAACACCUGCAUUGAGUUCAUGGAUUUACAUCCGAACUACCGAGAUUCAACGGUCUACAAGACGAGAUAUAUAUCGCUUCUAGAACGAUCCCUCAACCUUGUCCAGACAGCAUUCUCUUCAGCUAUGAAAGAAGUCACAGACGAGGUCACCAAAGAACUCCGUUCGAAAGACCACAAUGAAACAGCAGAGUAUAUCCUCCUGCAUGGAAGAUAUGAAACCGUCCAUGCGAACUUGGGCCUACAAGUUGAGAAGCUUCUUACCACUAGAGAUUUCGCAUUUGGACAAGCAGGCUCUAAUGAUCCACCGGGACCCCACGUCUUUCGAUUUCAUGAACUAUACUACCAAGUUGUAGAUUCUUAUCUCAGAUCUCGGGAGCCAGUGGUCAUCGUGGUUGCGAAAACUCUCAAAAAGUACGUGGCUAAUGAAAAGCCUGACACUGAGUUCGAGUCCUUCGCCAGACUUUGCAUACAGCACAUCCUUGACGUGUGUCAUAAUGAAUCGAAAUUGGUCACGAAAUUCUUUCACGGUGGCCCUCUCUUGGCUGAUUAUGUGCCACUGGAAGGAUGGAACAAAAGCACAGAGUACGCAGGAAGACUCGAAGCCAACAUACUGUCACACUUGGAGCCGCUCAACACUACCCUCAUACCAUUUCUCAGUACUGGAGGCGUUGAGAAGAUUUGCAAGAUUGUCAAUUGGUUAGAGAAUAUCUACAUGUCGUCCUCGGAUGGUGAUUCCGAGGACUAUUCUAUCAAGGACAGAAAGCCCAUAGCUCAAGCUUUCUUGGUCAGGCAUCUGUACAAGCUACUAGAUACAUUAUUUCUCAAGACUGCCGGAGAGAUUAACCACUUCAAACCCACACAGGAGGACCUCCGACUUGCUAUCAAUGCAGCACCCUUGGCCGGAGGCAAGAAUAGACCAACAACAAGCAAUGGGCAGUCUAAUGAUGAAAAGCCUCCUACACCUAGCACCCAAGGCCCUCCAGGGUCUUACACGUACCCGACGGUUCAGACUGCUAUCAAGUUGCUGGUUAUGUAUCACGAAGGGACCUAUGAUAGGCCGAGAGACAGCAACGUUCUUUAUGAGAUUGUCCAUCAAGUUACGGAAUCUCUCCAGAAAGCAGCUACAACUAUCAAACACACCUCUGGGAUGAUGGACGCUCAACUAUUUCUCAUCAAGAAUCUGAUGCUGAUCGAAAAUCUAUUUAUGACAAAAGAAAUCCCAGACAGCAUUAGACAGUCGACAGAAUUUGACUUCACACCAAUUUGGAACACCAUGAAAGAGCUCCAAGACCAGAAGCAGCUAUACAACCCUGUGGCCUAUAUCUCACCGCUUGUGAAGGGCAAGCUACUUCCAGCCGUAGUCGAUCGUAUGUUGGAUGCAAGGAAGGAUUUAGAAAAGGUUUUGGUUCAGCAGAUUACCGCAUUCACGAAGACCUGGCAAGGUCGACUUGCAGACGCCAAAAAUAGAGAGGACAUGGAAAAGGAACUCGAUGCUUUGUUGAACAAAGUAUUUGACGAUGAGACGACGAGGGCUGCACUAUGGAAAAUGAUUCGUUCAGAUGAGUAAGGCUGGCAAAGCAAAGUUAGACGUGUACUGUGAAAGAUACCCAAAAAAUAAUAGAGGUUUUAUCGAUUAUCACUUUCUUUGAGGCUAGAUUAGUUUCCUUGUACUUUAAACUCCAAAAAAUGG